AUGGUGUACAAGUGGUUUUUAUUUUUUUUAUUAUUAUUAAAAUGUAACGCUAAUAAAAUUAAUAAUAAUAAUAAUAAUAAUAAUAAUAAUAAUAAUGUAUUGUUAAUUUUGGUUGAUGAUUUGCGUCCUGCAUUGGGUUGUUAUGGAGAUUUAAAUGCUUACACGCCAAAUAUUGAUAAAUUAGCUGAAAAAAGUGUUGUAUUUACUCGAGCUUAUGCACAGCAAGCGCUGUGUGCUCCAAGUAGAAAUUCACUUUUGACAAGCCGACGACCUGACACUCUUCAUCUUUAUGACUUCUACAGUUACUGGAGAGAUAAUAAUAAAAACAACUACACAACUCUUCCGCAGUAUUUAAAAGAAAAUGCUGGAUACGCCACUAAAUCUAUUGGAAAAGUAUUCCACCCUGGUAUUAGCUCGAAUUAUUCAGAUGACAGUCCUUACUCCUGGACAGAUGUUCCUUUUCAUCCAGUUACUGAUAAAUAUAAAAAUACUCGAGUUUGUUUUAAUAAUAAUGCCAGUGAAUUAGCCCGCAAUCUUGUAUGUCCUGUUAAUGUCACAUCAAUGCCUCGUUUUACUCUUCCAGAUUUAGAAAAUCUAAAUGCUGCAAAACAAUAUCUGUCUAACUAUUCUAAAUUAAAGCCAUUUUUUUUAGCUGUUGGCUUUGAAAAACCCCACAUUCCCCUUAAAUACCCCGAAGAAUAUUUAAAAUUUCACCCACUCAGUAAAUUUAAAUUAAAAAAUUAUUACUGGCCGGAAAACAUCACAAGCCUUGGUUAUAAUCCAUGGAUUGAUUUGCGACAACGGGAUGACAUAAUAAAUCUUGAUUUAAAAUUUCCCUGGGAGAAAAUUCCUGAAAAGUUUGCUGUUAAAAUAAUUCAGUCUUAUUACGCAGCAGUGUCUUACAUUGACAGUUUAAUCGGUGAAUUAUUAAAAAAAUUAAUUGAAUUAAAGCUUGAUAAAAGUACAACAGUGAUACUGACCUCUGAUCACGGCUGGUCACUCGGCGAGCACAGUCUCUGGGCAAAGUACAGUAAUUUUGACGUUGCUGUUCGAGUUCCUUUGAUUGUUUCAAUUCCAAAAAAAACUAAAUCUCAAGUUUACGUUAAAUCAAUUGUUGAACUGGUGGAUUUAUUCCCGACGAUUGCUGAAUUAAUUAAAUUACCUAUUGAUUCAAUAUCCACGACCAGGAUUGACUCCAACAUGGAAACCAAACAGUGA
Cotesia congregata is the source of this 1218-nucleotide messenger RNA. The record is from the annotation of a GenBank genome assembly. NCBI's taxonomy places the organism in Eukaryota, Metazoa, Arthropoda, Insecta, Hymenoptera, Braconidae.